GCUGGGGCUGGUCUUUCGUGGCCUGCUCUUGACCUUUCGUGGCCUGCUCUUGGCCUUUCGUGGCCUGCUCCUGGCCUUUCGUGGCCUGCUCCUGGCCUUUCGUGGCCUGCUCCUGGCCUUUCGUGGCCUGCUCCUGGCCUUUCGUGGCCUGCUCCUGGCCUUUCGUGGCCUGCUCCUGGCCUUUCGUGGCCUGCUCCUGGUGGCCUGCUCCUGGUGGCCUCCUUUCGUGGCCUGCUCCUGGCCUUUCGUGGCCUGCUCCUGGCCUUUCGUGGCCUGCUCCUGGCCUUUCGUGGCCUGCUCCUGGCCUUUCGUGGCCUGCUCCUGGCCUUUCGUGGCCUGCUCCCUUUCGUGGCCUGCUCCUGGCCUUUCGUGGCCUGCUCCUGGCCUUUCGUGGCCUGCUCCUGGCCUUUCGUGGCCUGCUCCUGGCUUUCGUGGCCUGCUCCUGGCCUUUCGUGGCCUGCUACUGGCCUUUCGUGGCCUGCUCCUGGCCUUUCGUGGCUUGCUCCUGGCCUUUCGUGGCCUGCUCCUCGCCUUUCGCGGCCUGCUCCUGGCCUUUCGUGGCCUGCUCCUGGCCUUUCGUGGCCUGCUCCUGGCCUUUCGUGGCCUGCUUCUGGCCUUUCGUGGCCUGCUCCUGGCCUUUCGUGGCCUGCUCCUGGCCUUUCGUGGCCUGCUCCUGGCCUUUCGGCCUGCUCCUGGCCUUUCGUGGCCUGCUCCUGGCCUUUCGUGGCCUGCUCCUGGCCUUUCGUGGCCUGCUCCUGACCUUUCGUGGCCUGCUCCUGGCCUUUCGUGGCCUGCUCCUGGCCUUUCGUGGCCUGCCUGGCCUGUGCCUGCUUCCUUUCGUGGCCUGCUCCUGGCCUUUCGUGGCCUGGUCCUGGCCUUUCGUGGCCUGCUCCUGGCCUUUCGUGGCCUGCUCCUGGCCUUUCGUGGCCUGCUCUUGGCCUUUCGUGGCCUGCUCCUGGCCUUUCGUGCCUUUCGUGGCCUGCUCCUGGCCUUUCGUGGCCUGCUCCUGGCCUUUCGUGGCCUGCUCCUGGCCUUUCGUGGCCUGCUCCUGGCCUUUCGUGGCCUGCUCCUGGCCUUUCGUGGCCUGCUCCUGGCCUUUCGUGGCCUGCUCCUGGUGGCCUGCUCCUGGCGUGGCCUGCUCCUGGCCUUUCGUGGCCUGCUCCUGGCCUUUCGUGGCCUGCUCCUGGCCUUUCGUGGCCUGCUCCUGCCUUUCGUGGCCU
Molecule: messenger RNA, 1220 nt
Organism: Symbiodinium sp. CCMP2592
Lineage: Eukaryota; Dinophyceae; Suessiales; Symbiodiniaceae
Source: the annotation of a GenBank genome assembly